Messenger RNA from Impatiens glandulifera, 3081 nucleotides. RefSeq lists its product as uncharacterized. The transcript has 15 exons. Gene Ontology annotation, molecular function: alpha-amylase activity; calcium ion binding. The record is from RefSeq and is a predicted model, not a curated record. Gene Ontology annotation, biological process: carbohydrate metabolic process. NCBI's taxonomy places the organism in Eukaryota, Viridiplantae, Streptophyta, Magnoliopsida, Ericales, Balsaminaceae. Bases 164 to 3070 code for a protein of 968 amino acids.
AACCGUUUUAGGAUCGAAAGAUAUUCGCAUUCUCUCUCCUCGUGUACACAACACACAACUAAUCCAUAGCAGUUAGUGAUAGAGAUACCGUUUUUUCGGAAGCUUUCUUUCUGACUCACAAGAAUUUCUGAAGAAAAUAAGUCUUCGUAAUCAGGGACAUAAGAUGUCUUCCAUUCAAGUGCCAGGUAGAGUGGUUAAGUGUCUUCCUGGAUACUCUUUAGGUUCUUCGGGAAUCAACAGGCGUGGUGGUGGUGGUGGUUUCUCAUUUGUUUGUAAAGGAAGAUCGCCAAUAUUAACAAAGAUAUGGAAAAGGAAUAGAUAUCUUUCUCAUGCGGAUCAUCAUCUCUGCAAAUCGAGAUCUAUCAUUUACUCGGCUUUGGGCGAUUCUGAUGAGAUAUCAGCAAAUGACCUCAAAGGAGAUGAUAGUGCAGAAAAUCAACUAAUAGAAGCUGAGAAAGCUCUUUCAGAGGUUCAAGGAAGGCAAGAAUCGAUUGAAAAAGAGAGAGACAGAUUACUUGAAGAGUUAAAGGAGUCGGAAGCUAAACAUCAGGAAUAUAUGGCGGCCAUAAUGAGAGACAAAGAACUGGCUAUAUCUGAACUAGAAGCAGCAAGAUCAAUGUUCGAUAAGAAGAUGCAAGAGUCGUCAGAAGAAAAGUUUAAGAUGGAAUCCAAGUUGAUUCUUGCAAAGCAAGAUGCAGUUGAACUUGCUGUUCAAGUUGAAGAGUUGGCAGGUAUCACAUUCCAGCAGGCUACAGCACACAUGAUAGAAGACGCACAACUCAGGAUUUCAGCUGCUGAAACUUCGGCUGCAGAAGCUGCCUAUCAUGUUGAGGAACAAAUACGAAAUGCUACAGAAGGUGCUAUAGCAUCUAUUAUUGAACAAUCAAACAAAGCUAUAGAGAAGGCUUUGUCUAUUGCAGAGAGGGCGAGUGAUCAUUCUGCAAAAGCAGCCACGACAUUUACUAAUGACAUAAUCACUUCUGAUGAUAUUUCUUCCAGCAAGUCUCUGACCAUUGAGUUGAAAAAUUCUGUGAAUGAUUUAGAAUCAAGGUUGCUUCUGGCAGGAAAUGAGAUCAACAAGUUAAAGCUGGAAUUGGAUCAAACCGAUGCACAAGUCAAUGUAUUUAAACUUCGUGCAGAUGAGGCAGAGAAAAUGUUUCUUGAAUUCCAGGAAUCAUGUAGGAAAAAAGCUCUUCAACAGGAGGAGGAAAUUAGUUUGUUAAUGGAGAAGGUCAAGAAGGAUGCAGAAGAUACUAAAAUGGCUGCUUCUAAUGCUUUUAAAGUUGAAUUAGAAUCAAUUAAGGCUGCUCUUUCAGCUGUCAAAGAAACAGUCCAAUCCAAAGAUCAGAUCCAUCAAAAAAGAUGUGAAAUCGUGCAAAGAUCGUUGAAAGCAUCUGAAGCCACAGCCAACAAGUGGAAAGCGAGAGCAGAAAUAGCUGAAUCAUUUCUGUUGAAGACAGCACCUCUUAGUGAAGAAGACCGAGAUACACUAUUUGUGGCUAACGGUGGACGUGCUGAUCUUUUUAUGGUUAAUGAUCCACAGAAGUGGAAAUUAUUAACUGAUGGUCCUCGUAGAGAAAUACCAGAUUGGACUGCACGAAAGAUCCGUUCUGUCUCCCUCAAGCUCCCACCUAAAAAGCUUGACUUAUCUGAAGCCUUGAAAUCAAAAUAUAAGAGCUUGGAAUUGCCCAAACUGGAUGAAGUAUGGUCAAUUGCUCAUGAAAUUCCUAAAGAAGGUGACACACUUGUUGAGCAUAUAAUCGAGAAAGAUAUCAUAGAGAAGAAGCGAAAGACCUUGGAGCAUGUUCUUGAGAAGAAGACUAUUCAAUGGCAGGGAACACCAGAACUAAAAAAAUUAGAACCAGGAACUGGUACAGGGCGUGAGAUUGUGUUUCAAGGCUUCAAUUGGGAAAGUUGGAGAAGAAAAUGGUACCUGGAGAUGGCAUCCAAGGCAUCAGAUUUAUCAAAAUGUGGCAUCACCUCUGUAUGGCUUCCACCACCAACGGAAUCUGUUGCUCCUCAAGGUUAUAUGCCUUCAGAUCUCUACAACCUGAAUUCGGCCUACGGAACGAAAGAUGAACUCAAGUAUUGUAUAGAGGAAAUGCACAAUCACCAAUUGAUGGCGCUGGGAGAUGUUGUUUUAAACCAUCGUUGUGCACAUAAACAGAGCCCAAAUGGUGUAUGGAACAUCUUCGGUGGCAAGCUUGCUUGGGGUCCUGAAGCAAUUGUUUGUGAUGACCCCAACUUCCAAGGCCGAGGAAAUCCUUCAAGUGGCGACAUAUUUCAUGCAGCACCUAACAUUGACCACUCCCAAGAAUUUGUCAGAAAAGAUAUUAAAGAAUGGUUAAAUUGGUUAAAGAAUGACAUUGGUUUUGACGGAUGGCGCUUGGACUUUGUAAGAGGCUUCUCUGGUGAAUAUGUGAAAGAAUACAUUGAAUCUUCGAAUCCUGCAUUUUCAAUUGGAGAAUACUGGGAUAGCUUGGCUUAUGAGGGUGAUAAUUUAUGCUACAAUCAAGAUGCUCAUCGGCAAAGGAUUGUCGACUGGAUCAAUGCUACAGGCGGUACAUCUUCUGCAUUUGACGUCACAACAAAGGGUAUACUGCAUUCUGCUCUGCAUAAUGAGUAUUGGAGAUUGAUCGACCCUCAAGGUAAACCAACAGGAGUAAUGGGAUGGUGGCCAUCGCGUGCUAUAACAUUCUUGGAAAACCAUGAUACAGGAUCAACACAGGGUCAUUGGCCAUUUCCUAGAGAAAAGCUUCCACAGGGAUACGCUUACAUUUUAACACAUCCCGGAACGCCUACGAUAUUUUAUGACCAUUUCUAUGAUUUUGGGCUUCGAGAAACUAUAAACGAGCUGCUGGAAGCACGGAGGCGAGGUGGAGUCCAUUGCAGGAGUGGUAUAAAGAUAUUUCAUGCGAAUAACGAUGGGUAUGUGGGACAUGUGGGAGAUAAUCUGGUGCUGAAGAUUGGGCAUUUUGAUUGGAACCCGUCGAAGGAGAUUAAUCUUGAUGGAAGCUGGCAAAAGUUUAUUGAUAGAGGUUCAGAUUAUCAAAUUUGGUUAAGAGAGUAAUUAAAAUGCAA